Oncorhynchus masou masou (cherry salmon) is the source of this 701-nucleotide messenger RNA. Its product is annotated as transitional endoplasmic reticulum ATPase-like. Lineage: Eukaryota; Metazoa; Chordata; Actinopteri; Salmoniformes; Salmonidae. The transcript is spliced from 4 exons. Bases 333 to 701 code for a protein of 122 amino acids. The record is from RefSeq and is a predicted model, not a curated record.
GGCAGAGAGAGGGACUUUCCCUAGACAGACCUAACCCCCAGCCACAGAGAACACAGUCUGCAGAGAGAGAAGACCAAACUACUGAGCUCUCCCUCAGAGAUAUUCAGGAGAGACCAGAACUAAAGACUCAGGACUAGACCCAGACAUCCAGGACCCAACACCUAGGACCCAGGGCUCUUUAACUAGGCCCAGGAUUCUGACCCAAACCCAACACCCAGACCCAGGACUAGACCCAGACAUCCAACCCCAGAACCAGGGAGAGACCAGGGUACUCUGACCCAUAAAGGAUCUAGGAGCGGGUUCUGUUACACAGGAACUCUCCAUACCCAGCCAUGCCUGCCCCUGGAGGAACAGAUCCUAAGGGGGAGGAUUUCUCCACUGCUAUCCUGAAGCAGAAACACAGACCCAAUAGACUGGUGGUGGAUGAAGCCCACAAUGAAGACAACAGCAUCGUCAGCCUCUCACAGGCGAAGACAGAGGAGCUGCAGUUGUUCCGUGGCGACACGGUGGUCCUGCGGGGGAGGAAGCGGCGUGAGACGGUGUGUAUCGUGUUGACAGACGACACCUGUCCAGACGAACGCGUCCGCAUGAACCGCGUCACACGCAACAACCUGAGGGUACGCCUCGGUGAUGUCAUCAGUGUCCAUGCAUGCCCAGAUGUGAAGUACGGUGUGCGUAUCCAUGUCCUGCCGAUAGACUGA